This is a messenger RNA of Suillus paluster, 1980 nucleotides long. RefSeq lists its product as uncharacterized. The coding region runs from base 225 to 1805 and encodes 526 amino acids. NCBI's taxonomy places the organism in Eukaryota, Fungi, Basidiomycota, Agaricomycetes, Boletales, Suillaceae. The transcript has 6 exons. The record is from RefSeq and is a predicted model, not a curated record.
CGUAGUACCCGCGCUAUAGCCUAUGAAUGUUUCUUCUUGAGGCAAACUCUAUUUCCAACAUUUCCCUUCAAUUCGCUUCUCGUUCACGAAUCGACCAAGAACACACUACAGCUCGUCGAUUUCACGAUUGAAAAACACAGGAACACUGGGCAUUAAUAUUGGUACUACGUACGUGGGUGACGCAAGUCGCUGUUUAGAAUUGCAGCCUCUUCGAGAGGUUAUCCAUGAUCACGCGUUCCGCUUCCCUCGAUCAAUUAGACGAAGACAUAGCCGCAUUAGCCGAGUCCUUGCGCAUCCUUCGCUCUCGCAGGAAUGCUGCUGUCUUCAUAUCUUGCCUUCCAUCCGAGAUUCUCGCGACCAUCUUCACACAUAUCGUAGAAGAGGAGAGCUUCAAGAGCUAUGUUAAUACGGGCAACACCGACGCGCCGUUGUGGCAAUGGCGCCAAGUUGCCCUCGAGUGCCCGACUCUUUGGGCAUUCAUCGACUGCGUCCAUGUUGAUUGGCUAUCCAUCAUGUUUCAGAGGUCGAAGAAAGCUGCUUUGGUCGUCACAUACAGUGCACCGCUCUCGCUAAUACAUUGCGUGGAGCAACUUCUUUCACAGUUGCCUCGAAUCAAAGUCCUCCAGUUGUGCUCAUUUCCAUCAGAUGUUAAUCGCAUUUUCCACUGCUUAUCAUCACAGCCCGCACCGUUGCUUCAAAUAUUUAAAUUCUCGGUCAUGGAGGGGCGUCACCUAGGAAUCGUCAAGCCCAUAUCAGACGCCAUUUUUCAAGGACGAGCACCUCACUUCGGAGCUUGGACAUCGUCUCUCAGACGAAUAGGAUCUUCCUCUUAUCCUACUCUGUCGCAGCUCCUGUCAGCUCUCAGACGUAUGCCUGGCUUGGAGCUGCUUAUGCUUGAGCUGCCGUGCAGAAAUUCCGGGGACACAGUGCUCUUCGAUCAUGUCCCACUCACUCAAUUGAAAAAUAUAGCGCUGGAUGCCUGCACCAUCCCAACCGCUGUAUCUCUCUUCUCACAUCUAGUCCUUCCCGUCGAUGUCGGGAUUGCUCUAAACCUCGCACAAAGUGAAAGCCCUGAAGGCUUUUCUAAUCUAUUUUCGGUCAUAUACAAGAACCCUGACGAAUCUGGUCCUGUCAUGCGGUCCCUGGGUGUCAGCCUUACGUUCCAAACAUUCCGGGUCCAAUUCAGCACUUCAAUGACGUUCAAAUCUGAGGAUUUGUGGAAGACUCGUGACGGUGAUAUAUCACUCUCGAUUCAAUUCGAACGUGACACCUCCACCACAAACCCAACCAUCGUAUUUGACAUGUGUCGAAUGGUCCCGCAUCGCAAAAUUCAAAGUUUGUUUGUGUCAUCCUGCCUUCAUCUCACAGAAAAUUUCUGGCACGCAGGGUCCGCUGACCUUCUGGAGCUCGAAAGUAUCCAUUUGAAGAGCGCCUCUAUUGGAGUUGGAGGCUUGAUCGCUGCGCUCCAGAGCGAAGGCGCGCAGAGCUCGGAUAUAAUGUAUCCCUCGCUCCAUGCUCUUGAACUCGACAAUAUCGACUUCGCAUGUGAUGAACCUCAAGCACUUCGGGACAUUGUCAUAAAGCGAGCCAAACACGGUAUCGGUAUACACAGAUUCCGACUAGCCAAAUGCUACAAUUUGAUGAACGAUGGGGUGCAGCUCCUUAGGGAAGUGGUUGCAGACGUUGACUGGGAUGGGCACUCGGUGCCCCUCACGGACCCCUUCAAUGGACGCUGCUGUUGUGCCAGUUGCGGGGGCGAAUAUUCUGAUUAUUCUGAUGACGAUGAUACGAAUUCGGAGGACUAGUUCUAAUGAGUCUGUCACCAUGAUAGGACGUUUGCACAAUAUUUAUGAUGAUUUGUUUCGAACGCGAGAUUGCGAUACACUAUGUAUUGGCGCUACUUACGUAGUGUCACAAUUGAAUACUACGGAUUGUGAUCUAACCUUUUAAAUUUUAUCGGGUUAGCUAGACUAGUCCUUC